AUGUGUGAUGAGUUUAAAAAUUCAAUGAUGUUGGAGUUUGAUAUGUCUGAUUUGGGGAAAAUGAAGCAUUUUCUUGGAGUAGAAGUGAAACAAUGUGCAGGUGGAAUAUUCAUUUGUCUAAGAAGAUAUUCAAAGGAGGUUUUAGCUAGAUUUGGUAUGGAGGACAGUAAUGUUGUGAAAAAUCCCAUUGUACCGGGUACAAAAUUACGCAAAGACGAGGGAGGUGUUACCAUUGAUGAAACUCUGUAUAAGCAAGUGGUUGGAAGCCUUAUGUAUUUGACUGUAACUAGACCUGACAUGAUGUUUGGUGUUAGUUUAAUAAGCAGGUUCAUGGCUAGGCCUACUAUGGCACAUUGGCUGGCAGCAAAGAGGAUUUUAAGGUACUUAAAAGGUACAAUUAAUCUGGGUAUCUUUUACAGGAAGCAAGAAUACAAUCUAAAAAUGGUGGCCUUCAUUGAUAGUGAUUAUGCCGGUGACUUAGACGAUCGAAGAAGCACUUCCGGAUUUGUGUUUAAAUUGGGAGCGAGAGCUAUUUCUUGGGCCUCAGAGAAACAGCCGGUUGUCGCUCUCUCCACCACGGAGGCGGAAUACAUGGCAACAACUUUAUGUGCGUGUCAAUGUGUUUGGCUUAGAAGAGUGUUGGAAAAGAUUGAAGUCGAGGAAAAAACAGCAACUAUGAUCAUGUGCGACAAUAGUUCUACUAUACAACUAUCCAAAAAUCCUGUGUUUCACGGAAAAAGUAAACAUAUCGAUGUGAAAUUCCACUUUCUUAGGGACUUAGUAAACAACAGAGUUAUCAAGUUGAGCUAUUGUGCUUUUGAGAAUCAAACUGCAGACAUUAUGACGAAAUCAUUGAAAUUGGAACAAUUUGAAAAGCUUCGUGGGAUGCUUGGAGUUACGGAUUUUACUGAACAAUUCCUAGUUUUUAGGAAAGACCUAUUCUUCCUAAAGAAUAUGCUAUUUGUUAUUCUAAAACUAACAGAUUUAUCAUGGCAUCAUGAACAUGAAGAGGUUUGGAGUGGCAUGGAGAACUUUGAGGAUCAUAAAAAUGGGAGCUCUUAA
Lathyrus oleraceus (garden pea) is the source of this 1062-nucleotide messenger RNA. RefSeq lists its product as uncharacterized. The record is from RefSeq and is a predicted model, not a curated record. Bases 1 to 1062 code for a protein of 353 amino acids. The transcript has 3 exons. Lineage: Eukaryota; Viridiplantae; Streptophyta; Magnoliopsida; Fabales; Fabaceae.